Ceutorhynchus assimilis (cabbage seed weevil) is the source of this 1341-nucleotide messenger RNA. Lineage: Eukaryota; Metazoa; Arthropoda; Insecta; Coleoptera; Curculionidae. The record is from the annotation of a GenBank genome assembly.
AUGUCGCGUAAAGUGGAAAAAUCAAUUAUGCCAGAAGGGGAAUACGGUUCGGAAAAUCAUUUGGUGACGUCAACGAAUAAUAUGGGCGAAGACAUAAUAGAAAUCGAAGAAUCCUUCGACCCGCACAGCAUCACAGGCAUCCUCAACGUUUGCAAACAGAAACUUCUGAAACCUUACAUGCGAUUUCUGAGCCUUAUGGGUCUGAGACCCAUUAUCGACGACACCAACUUGCGUUUUAUGGGCAAAACUUUGAACUUAUUUUACAAUUUACAAGUUAUUUUAUUUCUGGUAACCGGCUAUCUAUUGCAAUACAUGUCAUGUUUCCGUCGAGAUAGAGGCUUUGGCAGUAUGAACUCGAACCUAACAGCCUCUAAACUUCAAAUGGAGGCUCUAUACGAGAAAACUUGCAGCGCCUCUAUGGCCUCGUGCUUCAUUAUUCCAAGUUUACUACACUUUACUGGUUACCUCUAUGCUUUAAUAAUCUUCAGACGCAACGACGAUGAUCAGCUACCAGUACUAAUUGAAAGAGUGUUUUUAAUAUCCAGUCAUGUGCCAAAUAUGCAAGUGAAUCAACGUCACAUUGUAAAAACCUUAUGGGUUUUCAUGAUUAGUAGCUUCAUUUGGAUGAUUGCUUCAAUGGCGCUGGUCAAUUACAUGAUGGCGGAAGAAGAUAUUAGUUUUAGGUGGCUGGAAAAUGGACCGUAUUGGGCCCAAUUUAGCCUCAAAAUAUUGCUGGUGGUUUGCAUUUUAUGGCACGACAUUGUCCAGGCCAGCGUGAUAUCGAAUUAUUGUUUGCAAGUGCAACUAUUGAGGACUUAUGUGCAAUUUAUAAGGGAGAAAUUGUUGCAGACGUCUAUUAGACCAUUGGAAUGGAUUAGGGAUGUAGAAGAAUUCCGCAAGUUGUUGGUGUAUUUGAAUGAAGAAGUGGCACCAGCUGUUUGUAUUUUAGGCUUGGUAAAUUGGGUUUACGCUGUUUCGGGUACAGUGUGGCUAUUGGCUGUACGAGACGACAGCGUGCCACUUUACACGGCUGCCAACCUAUUGAAUUUUUUUCUCUGGUGGUUCAUUGCCGCCGUUCCUUUUGUACAGGCAGCUCGAUUAACGAUGGCUUGUGAAAACGUGAAAACGGCAGGCCAAGAAGUCCGCACCCGCCCUUAUGCCCAUCAAGACACUCCAGUGCAAGAGCUCAACUCAAUAUUACUUUACACAAUUAGUUUGAAAAUGUACGCCAAACUUUACAACUUACCAAUACGCGGACGACAAAUUGGUAUAAUUUUCGCCAUUUUGUGUGUGGUUUUUUUGGUUUUGGCUCAAAACUAUCGAAUAUCAACUUCACCAUAG